CCUCUGGAUCAGGUAGCUUUUUAUCCCCAGCUAUGCUGAAGAGCUGUGCUCCAUUCUUAGGGUUUGUCAGGCAUGCCAACCAUGAUUCUGGAAGCAAAAAGGCUGCAGGAGGAACUCCCAUGUCUGUUGACUUGUCCUUACAAUCAAGGGACAUAUCUGUGAGGAUAGUUCAUGCAGGUGGACGAGAGGAACUUUAUCAAAAUGCUGUUCCUGUAUCUCAUGUCAUGGAAAAAUAUCCAGGGAUGUGUAUUGCACGUCCAGAAGUUUUCAAUAAUCCUCAUGAGUCCCUUUUAUGGCCCGAAGAUAGCCUGUUGCCUGGUCAAAAGUAUUACAUAAUCCCAUCCACUACAGCCCAAAAACUGAAGCGUAAACACCAGGAGAAGGUUAAGGUCAAAGGAGCUGCUGAAGGCAGAGAAGAAAUGUCAGAUGCAAGGAUCACUUGGGAUGUAAGUGGAGAAAACUUGGAGGAAUCUGUUUAUUCUGCAAAAGAAUUCUAUGUUACCAAGCCGUCCAAGGCUUCUAAGGUUCCAAAGGAGAGGCGACCUAGAUAUUCACUGCGAACGGGUGGAAGGGUAAAGAAGCCUUUUGUACCCCCACUCCCGAGGACAAGAUCAUUGUGGGAAUCAGGGUGGGAACCCAGUUUAACUUCUGUACAGGAACUUUCUCCAUGACUGUUUUUCUACGUGAAGGUCUUCCCUCUUCCUGUUGAGGUAUGUGAUCAUGCAAAGCAGUGAAUUGCUCAAUGUGCCUGUCAGUUUCUGGAGAUGUUUGUAAGUUUAGUAUAACAACUUAAAUAAAUUGAAAACAUCCAAUUCUCAUUUCUAUGUUGUUCUUGUCAUGUUUUUUGUAUUAGAGGACCAUUUGCAGAAAGAUGCUGUUUCAAUAUUUUCCGUUGUCAUAUUCUUCCACUAUUUACAGAUUUUUCUGUUAGAUAUCAGUCAGCUGCUUCUAAUAUCAUGAUUUGGCAUAAUUUUACGUGCUUGAUGA
Molecule: messenger RNA, 987 nt
Organism: Theobroma umbraticum
Lineage: Eukaryota; Viridiplantae; Streptophyta; Magnoliopsida; Malvales; Malvaceae
Source: RefSeq, a predicted model, not a curated record